Molecule: messenger RNA, 2016 nt
Organism: Daphnia carinata
Lineage: Eukaryota; Metazoa; Arthropoda; Branchiopoda; Diplostraca; Daphniidae
Exons: 8
Coding region: 20-1828 (602 amino acids)
Molecular function (GO): CoA-ligase activity
Source: RefSeq, a predicted model, not a curated record
GUACUUAAUUACUAUUGAAAUGGCACUUCACGUAAGAUCGUCCUUGCGGCAAGCACUAUUACUAGCCAACCAGGCCACAAACAGCCAGAAAGCUGCACUGGGUCAACUUGCUCCUUCGCUCAAAAUGAAUCCAAUGCGAGGUGCCUCUAAAUUUGAAAACAACAUCGUCACAUCGCCGUUAGGUGAUUGCAAACUCCACGACAUGUCGAUGGUCCAAAAGCUUUUCGAAAGUGCCAGCCGCUGGCCCACGAAAAUCGCUACGGAAUGCGGAAUAACUGGACGUAAAUACAGUUACGAGAUGAUGCGCCAAUUGAUUCGCCGUUUCGGCAGCGCCCUGACUCGAAUGGGAUUCCAGAAGGGCGAAGUGUUUGCCAUCGUUUCGCCAAACAUUCCCGAAUUCCCUAUUGCGUUGUACGGAGCCUCCGGUGCUGGGAUGCCCGUCUCUUUGGUCAACCCUACGUACACUGCUGAGGAAAUGGCUCGUCAAUUGUCCAUCAAUGGUGCCACUGCUCUUUUCGGUGUUGCACCGAUGGCCGCGACGUUGAAAGAGGUUGCCCGUCUAUGCCCAACCAUUCGACGCAUCAUCCUGUUGGGUCCACCUCAGGAAGGAAUCGUUUCCUUCCAGGAAAUGGCACAGGACUCUGGUGAUCUUUUCAACGAAAACCUCGACAUUAAUGUCAAGGAGGAUAUCUUUCUGCUUCCCCACUCGAGCGGAACAUCAGGACUACCAAAAAGCGUCAUGCUGACCCACUCUAACAUGAGCUCCAACGUGAUGCAGUUUUUGGAACCGGGCGGCACCAAUCAUCAAAUGGCCACGUCCAACUACCAAGACACUUACAUCUGUUUGCUGCCCUUUUUCCACACGUACGGCAUCACGAUCAUCAUGAACACGGGAUUCGAGACGGGCGCCAAAUUGGUGACGUUGCCGCAAUUCGAAAUUCAAACUUUCUUCUCGGCCAUCGACAAUCACAAGCCGACGGCCAUGCACAUUGUUCCACCUCUUGCGUCACUGCUUCUCCAAUACCCGGGCCUUAAAACCGAAUCCUUCAGCCGGUUGCACACAAUUUUCUGCGGUGCCGCUCCUCUGAACGUUAAAACUUCGGCCAAACUGAUUGAACGACUCAACAAUCCAAACACUAGUCUCCAAGAAGGAUAUGGACUUACGGAAACAUCCCCGGGAAUUCUGAUGGCUCCUUUGGGUAAUACCAAGUUCGGAUCGUGCGGUCCCCCAAUCUCCCGCUCAAAGGCCAAAGUCGUCAAUCACGAAGUUAGCGAUCAGGCUCUAGGACCUUACCAACAAGGCGAACUUUACCUCUCCGGACCGCAGAUCAUGAAGGGCUACUACAACAACCCUGAAGCCACCAAAGAAAUGAUUAGCGAAGACGGUUGGCUUCGUACUGGCGAUGUGGCCUAUUAUGAUGAAGAAGGCAAUUUCUACAUCGUUGACCGAUUGAAAGAACUCAUCAAAGUCAAGGGAUUCCAGGUUGCUCCGGCUGAGUUAGAAGACAUCCUUAUCACUCAUCCAGCCAUUGCGGAAGCUGCCGUUAUUGGAAUCCCUGAUGAACAGGCGGGCGAAAUUCCACGUGCUUACGUAGUGAAGAGACCUGGAAUGGAUUCCGUCAGCGAUAGUGAGAUCGGGGCGUUCAUCAACUCCAAAAUAUCGGCCCACAAACAAAUCAAGGGCGGCAUCCAAUUUUGCUCUGCCAUCCCCAAAAAUAACAUGGGCAAAAUCUUGCGGAAAGACUUGAGGGUACAAUACGCUAACGAAACCAUGGAUAAAAUUUAUUCCGCCACGGAUUCAACUGCCCGUCAGCUGGCCGAUCUCUAAAUGUGUUUGCAUUCGUUCAUCGUUUCUGUUUUUUUCUCGAAGAUGUGCCUGUUUUUGCAAUGCGAGCAAUGCAGCUGUCAAAUGUAUACGUGAUAAAAUGACUUAUUGAUCCUAUAUGCAUGCCUGUAUAAAAUGUACUUACAACAAUUAUAUUAUACGUAUUAUAAUACACACUGAUAAAAUUUGAA